Thrips palmi is the source of this 9359-nucleotide messenger RNA. It is a transcript of the gene kon, whose product is annotated as chondroitin sulfate proteoglycan 4. Lineage: Eukaryota; Metazoa; Arthropoda; Insecta; Thysanoptera; Thripidae. The transcript is spliced from 23 exons. The record is from RefSeq and is a predicted model, not a curated record. Bases 562 to 7833 code for a protein of 2423 amino acids.
GGCAGUGGCAGUGUAGUGGGCUUUCGGCCGUCGCGCAGCGCUGGCGCCCGGUCCGCGUCGAGGCCCUCGGCCGCAAUCGCGUCGCUUCUCCUGGACAGAUUUCGCAUCGCCGUCGUUGUCUCUUUGUCUCUCCCGCGACGCGAGUGCGCCUUGUCGCACUUGCAGCGCGCGCCGUUCUGGUCCGUUUUGGCGCCGCGGGAAGGCCGUGAGGAGGGUGGCGACAGGGGGCAGUUCCGUGCACCCCGUCGAGCACAAGCACGUCCAGCUAGUCAAGCCCCAGGCUGCCCAGGCCCAGGCCGUCGUCCGUCGGGCAGUAAACACACAUUUCCACCAAUGCGGCCUCCGUUUGGCGGCGAGUGCUGGUGCCCGGGCGUCGCGGGCACACUGCCCGUCGUGUGCUCGAGCCGCGUGCCGCGCUGAGAGUGGAGUGGCUGUGCGCGAUUCGAUACAGUGGAGGAGCAAGGACCGAGGAUGGCGUGAGCGCCGAGGGGUUGUGAGUGUGUCGUGACUUUGGCCGUGCUGGGCCGCGAGUUCGCCUUGUUCUUCUCCCCGCUCUGAAGAAUGCUACACUUGUGCUUCGCCUUCACCUUCCUGCUCGCAACGGCCAACCUCGGCAUCUGCUCGGAGACAGCUUCCUUCUACGGCGCCAGCUUCAUCAAGUACCCGCUGCAAGAUGCCAAGAACACGACCGAGAUCUCGUUCCAGUUCCGGACCAAGCGCGCCGACACCAUGCUGUUCCUCGCCGCCGGCAAGACGGACUACUGCUACAUCCGCCUGGAGACGGGCCGCCUCAAGGUCCGCGUCAACCUGGGUGCGGGCGAGGCGGAGGUGGACUCUCCGCGCGGCCUGCGCCUCGACGACCUGGUGUGGCACGACGUGGAGGUGACGCGCAGGGAGGCCGACGUCACCAUCACCAUCGACCACAUCCACGUCAUCAAGGAGAAGCUGCCGGGCCGCUUCUUCGAGCUCAACAUCCACUACGGCGUGUACCUGGGCGGCAUGGGCGACUUCACGGACCUGUUCCUGGGCCACACGGACUGGCUGAGGGGCUGCCUGGCCGACGUCAAGUACAACGGCAACAGCCUGCUGCAGAAAGCGCGCCAGCGGUCCACCUCGCAGAAGGUGGAGGUGCAGGUCAUCACGUGGAACUGCGCGCCCGAGUUCGACGCGUCCGUGGACAGCGACAUGAGCUUCGUGGAGGACGGCGCGUACGUGUCGCUGCCCAACCCCAUCACGCGGACCGGCGCGCGGUGGCAGCUGCAGCUCAAGACGGAGGCGCAGCAGGGCCUGCUGCUGUACAACUCGGGGCAGGGCGCGCGCGCCGACUACGUGGGCCUGGAGCUGUCCGGCGGCCGCCUGCGCCUGCUGCUGGACAAGGGCGACGGCAAGGCGGAGGUGUCGUCGGACGUGCGCGUCGACGACGGCCAGUGGCACACCGUGGUGGCGCACUUCAACCCCACCGCCAUGGAGGUGACGGUGGACGGGCACACCGUGAACGCGCGGCUCGACCGCGGCGGCAACCAGUACCUGGACCUGCACGAGGUGGUGUACCUGGGCGGCACGGAGCUCAGCAAGCGCGUGCGCGCGCUGGGGCAGGGGCUGCGCGACACGAGCUUCCGCGGCUGCCUGCGCGGCGUGGAGGUGGACGGCCGACGCAUGGGGCUGCCCGACGCGCGCGUCACGCACGGCGUCCGCGCCGAGUGCCUCUGGGAGUUCGCCUGCCGCACGCAGCAGCCGUGCGUGCGCGGCGCACGCUGCGAGCAGCAGGGCUUCAACGCCUUCCAGUGUGUCUGCGACCAGCCGCUGUGCGUCAAGCCCGAGUACGCCGACAGCUACAAGGUGUUCUCGCGCGGCCCCAUGCCCGUCGACGUGGAGCUGGUGGAGCUGACGACGCUGUCCGUGGCGGAGGGCGACAACGUGCCCGUCACCACGGCGCACAUCAACGUGGUGCUGGACUACGUCAAGUACGGCGUCCGCGACACUGGCGUGCUCAUGCGGGUGCUGCAGCCGCCGGCACACGGCAAGCUCAUCGCCGAGGUGUGGGAGCGCGGCGCCACGCCCGGCGCCUCCACCGCCUUCACGCUGCUCGACCUCGCCAAGGACAAGGUGCGCUACCAGCACGACGGCUCCGAGAGCACCAGGGACAGGAUCGUCAUGGAGCUGGAGCUGGUGGCCGGCCCGGACUUCGUGCAGCCCGCGCACCUGCAGGGCCCGCACCGCUUCGAGCUGCCCGUCAACAUCACCCCCGUCAACGACGCCCCCGUCCUCACCAUCGCCGCCGGCAAGACCCUCCGCCUGGCGCAAGGUACGCGCAAGGCGCUGUCCUCCGACCUGCUGCUCGCCGACGACCCGGACACCUCGCCGUCGGCGCUCGUGUACACCCUGCUGAACGCGGACGCCGCCAGGAAGGGCCAGAGCCACGGCCAGCUGGAGUGGACGGCCAGCCCGGGGGCCGCCAUCGCCUCCUUCACGCAGCAGGACGUCAACGAGGGCAAGGUGUCGUACGCGCACCGCGGCGAGCGCGGCGAGGCGGAGACGAGCAACGCCAAGCUGGCUCUGCAGGUGUCUGACGGCAUCGAGACCUCGGCGACGGCCUUCCUGCGCGUCUCGGCGUUCCCGCUGCAGCUCCGGCUCAUCAACAACACGGGCGUCGUGCUGACGCACCGCGCCGCGGUGCCCAUCCUCCCCGCCAACCUCACCUUCCUCACCAACGCGGACGACCCGGACCUCGAAAUCCUCUACGAGGUGGUGCGACCGCCGCAGUACGGCAACCUGCAGCGCCUCCGCGCGGCCGAGGGCGGCGGCGCGUCCAGGGCGGGCGCGGUGCCCGCCGUGUCCGUCAAGGGCCCCGGCAUCGACCGAUUCACCAGCAGGCAGCUGGCCCGGGAGCAGAUCCGCUACGUGCACGCCACCGGCCAGCCCGCGCACGACGAGUUCAAGUUCAAGGUGUCCGCCGGGGACGUGCGCGUCGCCACCACCUACGACUUCCGCGUCACCUUCACCAAGCUGCGGCUGGAGCAGGCGCGCCGCGUCGACGUCAAGCUCAACCGGUCCAGGGAGGCCCUCGUCACCGAGAGGCACUUGCUGUACCGGACGGAGCCGCUCGCCACGGACCCCGCCAAGGUGGUGUACCACGUGGUGCAGGUGCCGCGGCACGGCUCGCUGGUGCUGGGCGAGAGCACGCCGUCGACGCAGCGCCAGCAGCAGCGCCUCGCGCCCGGGGACUCGUUCACCCAGCUGGACGUCAAGGAGGGCCGCCUGGCCUACCGCCUGCACCGCCAGGCGUACUCGCGCAUCCGGGACGAGUUCACGUUCCGGGCCAGCGCCCCCGAGUGCGAGGCCAUCCCCGGCAGCCUGGUGGUGGUGCACGAGCUGCAGGUGGCCGAGGGGGGCGCGGCCAGGCUCACCGCCUCCGCCCUCAAGCUGGCCAUGACGGGCGUGACCACGGUGCGCUACACUGUCACCGGCGGCCCGUCCCACGGCACGCUCAAGGUGUCCGCCCCCACGCUCCGCGUCAACGCCACCGAGUUCACGUCGGCCGAGCUGGCGUCCGGCCAGGUGGAGUACACCCACGACGACUCCGAGUCCCAGCACGACGCGUUCCACUUCGUGGCCAUGUCCAGCGAGGCGGAGGACUUCAUGUACGCCGGCACGGUGCACAUCGACGUGGUCCUCAAGAACGACAACGCCCCCGUGCGCGCCGUCGACCGCGUGUUCCACGUCGUCAGCGGCGGCGAGCGGCUGCUCACCGACCGCCAUCUCAGGUACACCGACGCGGACCUGGACGCCUCGCCGGACAAGAUCACGUACCGGCGGCGCGACAUCCCCAACGGCGGCCUGUUCCGCGCCAGCCAGCCCGGCGUGGCCGUCAUGGAGUUCACGCAGAAGGACCUGGACGAGGCGCGCCUGCUGUUCCGGCACCACGGCGCGGCGCAGGGCAAGGUGGACCUGUGGGUGACGGACGGCCAGUUCGUGGCCAACGGCGUGCUGGAGAUCCGCGCCUCGGAGCCGUACGUGGAGGUGGCCAACAACAGCCGCCUGCUGGUGCGCAGCGGCGGCGCGGCGCCGGUCGGCACGGGCAACCUGUCCGCCGACUCCAACGUCAACUCGCUGCCGGAGCAGCUCCGCUUCGAGUUCACGCAGCGCGACCUGGAGGCCGGCCGCCUCUGGUACCAGCACGACGCCAGCGACUCGGUCUCGGACACGUUCCGCUUCCGCGUCGACGUGCCCGGCUCCACCGUGGAGGACCGCUUCGACGUGCGCGUCUUCCCGUCCAGCUACUGGGAGCCGUUCGCCGUGCACGCCAACGAGACCAUCACGGUGGAGGAGGCGACGAGCGUGGCGGUGGCGGCACGCUUCCUGGACGUGCGCCAGCGCCACGUGCCCGCCACGGACAUCACGUUCGUGGUGGUGGAGCCGCCGCAGUUCGGCUACCUGGAGGUGGAGCACGCCGGCGCGUCCACCGAGGACCCCGUCCGCGCCGCCAACGCCUCCGGCCACGGCCAGGCCUCCGUCACCGUGUUCGAGCAGUCGCUCAUCAACGAGGGCCGCGUGCUGUACGUGCAGACCGCGCCCAACCAGACGCAGGACCGCGUCGUCCUGGACGUCACCAACGGCAUCUCGUGGCUGCGCGGCCUCGUCGUGCGCCUCGACAUCAUCCCCGAGUCCCUCUACCUGGUGGCCGGCGACCUGCGCGUGUCCGAGGGCUCCCUGGUGGCGCUGCCCGCCAACCUCCUCACCGUCCUCACCGACUACUACCGCAGCCGCAUCACGGAGUACCGGGUGACGUCGCCGCCCUCCGCGGGCCGCAUGCAGCACGCGCGCGAGCCGGGCCAGACCAUCAGCAAGUUCAGCCCGCAGCAGCUGCAGGCGGGGCUCAUCCAGUACGCGCACGACGGCAGCGAGACGCCGGAGGACGCGUUCUCCGUGUCCGCGGUGGCCGGCGACCGCAGCAGCGCGCCCACCAAGGUGCGCGUGGUGAUCGCCGCCGUCAACGACGAGCCCCCCAAGGUGGUCAACAGCAGCAGCGUCAGGCUGUGGCGCGGCAGCAGCGCCGUCAUCUCGGCCAGCAACCUGGCUGUGACGGACGCCGACACCACGCCUCAAAACCUAUCCUUCCGUGUGAUGAGUCUUCGCGCGGGCCAUGUGUCUUUCGCACACUUGCCGACAGUGCCUAUCACCAAGUUCACCCAGGCUGACGUCAACAGCAACAUCAUUGUCUUUGUUCAUUCAGGUGCCUCCGAAUCGGGAAAGGUUGAGCUGACCGCGUCAGACGGGAUGAAAGAGACGGAGCCGAUCAAACUGGAGAUGCGCUCAGAACAGCCGUCCUUCAAGGUCGUGGCAAACGAAGUCCUCCACGUGUUCCCCAUGCUCAGGAAGUGCAUCACAGCAGAGCACUUGAUGAUAGUGACCACCGACCCCAACCGUAAUGUCACUUACAGUGUUCGUGUGCCGCCAACUCAAGGACGCCUCCUGCUGAUCUCCGAACGCGUCGGCGAGGCAGCGAGUUCCGUGACCGGCGGGCGCAGCGCGUCGGGCAGGGAGGUGCUCAACUUCACGCAGCGCGACGUCAACAUGAGCCGCCUGUGCUACCAGCACACCAGCCCCUUCAAGGACCUGCAGGCCAACGACUCGUUCGAGUUCGACGUGAUGGCGCCCUUCCUGGACACCAUGCCGAACCAGGUGUUCCGGAUCGAGGUGUCCGUGUCGAGCGGCGGCCUGGACCAGUUCGUGAGCGUGGCGCAGCUCAUCGUGGAGGAGGGCGGCUCGGCGCCGCUGCUGCUCAACACCAGCACCGUGCUGGACUUCCUGCGCAGGGACGUGGGGCUGGAGCAGCCCGUCAUCCAGGUGCAGGUGGUGCUGCCGCCCGUGCACGGCGCGCUGUGCGUGCGCACACUGUGCAACGCCACGGCCACGCAGCCCUUCUCGUCCACGCAGCUGGCGGCCGGCGAGGUGCUGUACCGCCACGACCACUCGGACACCACCUGGGACGAGGUGGCGCUGUCGCUGCUGCUCGCGCCUGGCGACGUGCUGCUGGGCAACGUGUCCAUCCCCGUCACCGUGCUGCCCGUCAACGACCAGCCCUUCCGCAUGGCCGAGCCCAGCCCCCAGCUCGCCGUGGUGCAAGGCCAGGCCGCCCUGGUGACCAGGAAGCAGCUGCUGACGGAGGACGCCGACACGCGCGCCGAGGAGCUCGUCUAUGACGUCAUCAGCAACCCCAGCCAGGGCCGCCUGGUGCUGGCCGGGCCCGUCGCGUCGGUGGGCCGCUUCUCGCAGGCCGACAUCGACGAGAGCAGGCUGUGGUACGUGCACGAGGGGCCGCUGCAGCCGGACAGCUUCUACUUCCGGGUGUCCGACGGCAAGUUCACGCCCAUCUACACCGUCUUCAACAUCCAGGUGGUGCCGCUGUCGCUGAACGUGUCCUCGCGGUCGCCGCUGCGGCUGCAGCAGGGCUCCCCGGUGGCCACCAUGUCCGCCGACAACUUCCUGCUGCAGACCAACGGGCGGCGCGACGCCGUGCAGUACAACGUGACGCGGCCGCCGCGGCACGGCGCCGUGGCCAUGGCGGCGGCCAGGGAGCGCGCCGUCAGCGCGUUCGGCCAGGCGGACGUGGACGCCGGGCACGUGCUGUACGUGCAGUCCGACAUGACGGCGUCCUCCGACUCGCUGGAGGUGUCGGCCUGGGUGGCGGGCGUGGCGGUGCGCGGCCUGGUGCUCAACGUGACCGUGGUGCCGCUGGUGCGCCUCGGCGUGUUCAGCCCCAUCGCCGGCAACAAGACCCGCCUCGACCUGGCCGUGCUGGACGCCGCGCAGCUGGCCGACAAGUCCCACACGGACCCCGUGUACCGCGUGCUGCGCCGCCCCCGCCUCGGCAAGAUCAGGAGGAUCGUGCGCAGCUCCGGCGCCGCGGUGGAGGCCCGCGCCGACCGGGAGCCCAGGAACGCGACGGCCACCACGCCGCCGGCCACGGCCUCGGCCGGCCCCGCGGUGCGCGAGCGCGAGGUCGAGCGCUUCACGCACCAGGAGAUCCGCGCCGGGCUCAUCUACUACGUGUGCAAGCGCACCGGCCAGCCAGGGGACGAGGACUCGAUCCUGUUCGAGCUGGCGGCGCCGGGGGCGUCCAACUUCCAGCCCGCCACGGGGGAGCUGCGGUUCCUGCUGCGUUCGGAGCACGGCCCGCCGCCGACGGCCUUCGUGCCGCAGAGGCCGCGCAUCCCGGGGCCGAAGGGCGGCGGGCUCAACAUCGACCCCGUGGUGGUGGCCAGCCCCAACAUGAGCAACGACUACUUCCUGCUGAUGAGCAUGGUGGUGGGCGUGGUCGUGCUGGCGCUGCUCGUCAUCGUCGUCAACAAGUGCCGCGCCGGCGCCGCGCAGAUGCACGACAGCCAGAACGGCAAGCCCGACCUGUCGGACCGCUCCCUGGGGCCGCUGCCGCUGCCUCGGCCUCCGGACGACCUGAUGCCGUCCUCGCCGCGGCCGAAGCACUUCGGCGUGCCGUCGCUGUCCCUGGCGUCGACGCCGACGUCCGUGGCCAGUGUGCUGCCGCAGUGCAAGGUGAUCCCCCUGGGCCCCGUGGACUCGGUGACCAGCUCGGAGCCGGAGCUGAACGUGAACCUGCGCUACCCGUACGGGGCGGACGACACCCCGCUGCCGCUGCCCCUGCCGCAGGACUGGGGCAGCACGUUCGACGCGUCCGCGGGGAUGGCGACGGGACCCUCGGCCUUGCCCUCGGCCUCGGAGCUGUCCUUCGGCACACUGCCCAGCCAGCACUGCCAGCAGGCGCGCGCCAGCGCCAACAACCCCAUGCUGAGGCGGAACCAGUACUGGGUCUGAGGGCAGCCCGGGCCGGCCACCCUCCACCGGAGGCCCCCGCAGUGGGCCUCGGCCGGUCCGAACCAACAGAACCCUGGCGCCCAUGCCCCGCCGAGCGUCCCGCACAGCAUGACCCUGCCCAGGAACAGUGGCUACCGGUAGCGAGGAACAGCUCCGCUGGGUCACUGUUGGUCGCCUCAGCUGCCGUGGUCGGGUUCUGAUAAUUUUGUGCUGUUGUGAGUGUGUUGACUGUAGUCUGGUGUUUCGUUUGAUUUUUUUAUAAGACGUGUGUAGUCAUGUCUGCUGGUUAUCAGACUGCAUUGUUGCAACUGCAACCUUUCGGCUCAAGGAUUUAUUGAGUUUCUAGUUAAUACUGUGUUUUUGGUGACCUCAGUAUCGGCCAGUUACCAAAUCAGGAAAGCAAGGCCCUUUUUCUGGAACAAAAUGUAUCAGAUCUGCUAACGCAGCUUUUUCCUUUUCUUGCCAACUAAAGGGUCCAAUGAGAGAUUUCAGUUACGUCUCCUAUAGAGACCCUCCUCUGAUCUCAAUGCGCUGUGUGUCAAGAUUUUGGUAUAUUAUAUGUGCAUGCAUUUGCUUUCGCCCCUUUGUACCAAUGAAACAGGCAAGCAAGCCAAAAACUAUAUGCAAAUCAUUUUGACUGAGAGUGUGAUGUUUGCCGUGUACCUAAAAUUCAUUAAGGGCUCAAAUCUUUUCAUGUCCUGCUCAAAAUACUGCACAAAUGUUUAUCCAUUAUUCUAUGAAUGAUUCACACCACAUCAUAAUUUUCCUUUUUUUCUUCUAGCAAUCCAACAAGCUGGCUAAAUCAUUAUUUGCCAUUAACUGAAUUUUACAUUUGCCAUUUUAAGGAGAGUGUAUGGCCUUUUGACUGAUGCGUUUCAGAAACCCUAUUUACAUAAUUCCAUAUAUUUGGGAUAGGUGAAAAAGUCCUAAAUACCUAAAAAGAAUUUUUUAUGUAGGUAUAGUUACAUAGAAUUAUGUGUACAAAAUCUUGUUGUGUCUAGUUGUAUUGUUUUUUUCUACACACUUGUAUAACUGUUGUAUAUUAAAUGUGCCAAACAUUUACAAUACUGAACUGAAAAUGAUGUAUGUGUAUGUGUGCUGAUGUGUUUUUCUUGAGCUGUACAGCUUUUUUCUACUGAAUUUUGGAUCUAGCUCAUGUUCCUUGUUUUGUCAUAUUGGCUGCUUUCAACCUGAAACAAAGACACAACCUUGUGGAACUUUACGAAAGCCUUCAAUGUCACUGUUUUGCACCCUCACAAUAGGAAAGCUUUCUUAAUCGUUGACCUUUCUUUUUUUAAGGUAACAUUCCAUAAUAUGUGUAUGGAAAUAGUAGGAACAUUGUGCAACUUUCAGAUAUGUUCAAAUUUGUUCUGCCUGAGUACAAUUUUCUCAUAUAUUGCAGACACAUUAUCACACGUCAUAAUUAAAACUGGAGUUACUGCAGUAUUUCAGAAAAUUUCCCAACAAGCUCAAAUUACUAGGCUUGUUUGGCCGUUAAAAGACUGUAAUAAAAACUUUUUUUUUUU